UACGUUUUUACAUCAUUUCUAAUGGACUGUAUUUAAUUAAUAAUGUUCUCAAAUUCAAACGCGUCGCUCAAUUUUUGCCGCGCUUUUUUUAUGUGUUCCAAUAUAUAGUUAUUUCUGUAAAUCCCUGGCGUUAAUUGGUUUUAUUUUUUUUUAUUUUCCUUAAAAUUGUUUGAACAAAAAACACAAAUCAAGUAAAUAUAAAACCAUGUCAAUUUUUUCAACUCUCAUGUCACGCUUUAAUAAAUUUACAAAUGUAUAUUAUCGACAUAACGGAAUAAAAACCUUAAAUGUACUAUGUAAUUCCACAAUAGACUUGGACUUUUAAGACCCAAUAAUUGAAUAUAUGCUUUAAAUAUAAUUGUGUACCGGUCCCAUUCGAUUUUCUAUGAGAAUUAAUUUAAAAUUAGAAAAUAUUAUUUGUGGUCAAAAACAAUAGUUUACCUACUUUAGAAAUUAAAAAAAUUAUGUUAAUAGUCAAACUGUUAAUGAGCUAGUCUCUCUAGUUUAUAGUUUAUAACAAAUAAAUGUUUAAACUUAACUAAAUACGUGGAGUAGAGUAAUAAUCACCGAGUAAUAUAUCACACAGAAACCAAUUGUACAACGACGUUGUAAAACAACAAUGGACAUUUUCUGCAGCUUAAUAUAUCUUUGGUUGGUUCAGCUAGUUAAUUGUGAUGAGACCAAUCAGCACUACUUGCAAAAUGCCAUUAGGACUUUAAAAAAUUUAAAAACAACUAGGAAUAUCAGGAGAAUUGAUAAACAUUUAACCAAUGAAUAUAAUGGUGGACUUAGCAGAAGUCAUCAGGUCUCCGAUGAGGUACCACCGUUGACGUUGACCAAAGGAGAACUAGCAGCUUUGUACCAGGAGGCUGUUAGGAAGGGAGAAACUUUAAAAUUAGAUACAGGCGAUCACGAAUAUAUACAUGCCGCAGUUCAUCAUCUAGAUAGCGAAGAAUCGAUAAAAGAACCCUUUUAUCACGAAGAAAGCGCAGAAAUUCCAACUGAAGAUUCUGGAUAUUAUUAUUACUAUUACCCCUUAAAAAGCUUCUUCGAUAAAUUAACCCAUCCUACUGAUGCCUCCACUACUUAUCAUAAAUACUUACACCCUCAUAAGGAGCUUACCACAUACAAACCUCCUUUUACAUACCACUCACACCACCAUCAGCAUAACAUAACAAUCAAUCAAGAGACUAGUGCUAUGAAGAAAGAAAAAAAACCAUUGGAACCUCUUUUCAUGGCAAUUUCUGGAUUCGUUGGCAUGGCAGUCAUGGCUUUAGUUUCAAUGGUACUUGUUCCAAAAUUUGGGAUGAAAGGUAACCAAAAGCCAAAAAACGGUAACGAAAAGCUGGAUGAUUUGACGAAGCUCGCAAUAAGGGCUAUCGAAGGUCACUGUGCUGAGAGGUUUGCUUGUGAAUUAACAAAGACCGCUAGGAGCUUUAGCAUUGAGGAUAAUAGGUUUUAUAAAUUACUAAAAAGAAUAGCUCCGGGGACAUUUGGAAGGUAUAUGAGUAACAGUGAAAAAUAUGCAAACAAACAUCUAAAAUGUACAGCGAUUCCCUGUGCUAAGAAGAAACCCCCUCUCAGUAAAAAAACGACAGCCAGUCAGAAGAAAAAGACUAAUUCGAACAAAAGACAUUAAAUAUACCAAAGGUGCAUUACUUAUACUAUUAUUUAUUUAUUUAUUGCAACGUAAAUUAGUAUUUUUGUAAAGAAUAACAUUUU
This is a messenger RNA of Sitophilus oryzae (rice weevil), 1722 nucleotides long. RefSeq lists its product as uncharacterized. NCBI's taxonomy places the organism in Eukaryota, Metazoa, Arthropoda, Insecta, Coleoptera, Curculionidae. The record is from RefSeq and is a predicted model, not a curated record. The coding region runs from base 620 to 1639 and encodes 339 amino acids. The transcript is spliced from 6 exons.